Messenger RNA from Acanthoscelides obtectus, 567 nucleotides. NCBI's taxonomy places the organism in Eukaryota, Metazoa, Arthropoda, Insecta, Coleoptera, Chrysomelidae. The record is from the annotation of a GenBank genome assembly.
AUGCCUCACGUCGACAUCUUGUUCAACCAGUUGCAGAAGAGAAAAACCGAGCCAGCGCAAGUUAAAACGGCUAUCGAUAAUUUUGAAAAAUGUAUUGUCGAUGUGAGAAAUAAAAUUGAUGACAUAACAAAUGAAGCCAAAAGUAUUUGCACUAUACCGCAAGGCAAUAGAAGGAGACGACGUAAUAAUAGCAGUCACGAUCACUUAGUUGCCGCAUUAGAAGUAUGCGACAACAUAGUGAAUUCUGCAAAUGACAGAUUCCAAUUCAAAGAUCAUUUGGUCGCCGCAUCCCUUUUUUUCCCCGAACACUUUGGAGAAUACAAGUUUCCUGAUGACAAGUUGGAAACUACCUGCUUGACUUAUCCCGGUUUAGAAAAAACUCGUUUAAAGACAGAGUUGUCUGUUAUUUAUGCACGGAAUGAUUGCCGAGAUGUACGUGGAGCUCUGUCUCUUUUGAAAUGUUUGAUACAAAACAGUUUGGAGGAAACACUAAAAGAAACAAAAAAGCUAUUAGAAAUUCUUGUAACAACUCCUAUGUCAACAUCAGAGGCUGAGCGAAAUUUCUAA